UCUGACUACUACCCGCACCUGAUGCCCAGUGUGGGAUUCGGAAAAUCGUCCUCGCGUGUGUACAGAUGCCGCUCAGAGACCAAGCGGUACAUAACCAGCCCGAGAGUGGCUGAGACCUUGGUGCGGAUCCUACGGGGAAAACGAAAAUCUUGCCAGCUAUUCCUGGAGUGCAAUCCAGGUCCUGGAAUCCUGACGCGAGCAUUGCUUGAAAGUGGUGCCAAAGUGAUUGCCCUUGAAAGUGACAAGACUUUUAUUCCACAAUUGAAGUCCUUAGGAAAAAAGGUGAAUGGAAGACUAGAAGUGGUCUACUGUGACUUCUUUAAACUGGAUCCUAGAAGUCGUGGAAUACUAACACCUCCCAUUAUGACUUCAGAUAUGCUUUUUCAGUAUUUGGGAAUAGAAGCACAGCCUUGGUCAAAAGGUGCCCCUUUAAAAGCAGUUGGGAUCUUACCACCUAAAAAUGAGAGAAAUGCACUUUGGAAACUUUUACAUGACCUAUAUUCCUGUACUUCUGUAUACAAAUAUGGAUGAGUAGAACUAAAUUUGUUUAUUACUGAAAAGGAAUGCCGGGAGUCUUGCUUAUCAUUUGGCACAUAUACUGCAAAUGGACAGCUGGCAAAGCAAAAGCAUAGGGAAUCACUAGAACAAAACCUGUG
Messenger RNA from Balaenoptera acutorostrata (minke whale), 656 nucleotides. Its product is annotated as dimethyladenosine transferase 2, mitochondrial-like. The record is from RefSeq and is a predicted model, not a curated record. Gene Ontology annotation, cellular component: mitochondrial matrix. NCBI's taxonomy places the organism in Eukaryota, Metazoa, Chordata, Mammalia, Artiodactyla, Balaenopteridae. The coding region runs from base 22 to 531 and encodes 169 amino acids. The transcript has a single exon. Gene Ontology annotation, biological process: transcription initiation at mitochondrial promoter; rRNA methylation. Gene Ontology annotation, molecular function: rRNA (adenine-N6,N6-)-dimethyltransferase activity; mitochondrial transcription factor activity.